This is a messenger RNA of Oncorhynchus kisutch (coho salmon), 4089 nucleotides long. Its product is annotated as neuronal PAS domain-containing protein 3. Bases 25 to 2907 code for a protein of 960 amino acids. The record is from RefSeq and is a predicted model, not a curated record. Gene Ontology annotation, molecular function: RNA polymerase II transcription regulatory region sequence-specific DNA binding; protein dimerization activity; DNA-binding transcription factor activity, RNA polymerase II-specific. Gene Ontology annotation, biological process: regulation of transcription by RNA polymerase II. The transcript is spliced from 12 exons. Lineage: Eukaryota; Metazoa; Chordata; Actinopteri; Salmoniformes; Salmonidae.
AUUAAAACCCUACACCCUUUCUGCAUGGAGGAAUCAGUGGAGGAGGCCGUAGUUGAUGCCCAAUUCAUGUCCAAAUUUCCCCACGACCCUUACUGGGAGAGGCCUGCUAAUGCCAGCUCCUGUUCUGUCUCUAGGCCCAAGACACUCCACCUUGGAGGAGGGCAACAACAUACCUCAUCGCCAUGGUUGCAGGCUCUGAGAAAGGAGAAGUCCCGGGAUGCAGCUCGCUCGCGGCGGGGGAAGGAGAACUUUGAGUUCUACGAGCUGGCUAAGAUGCUGCCCCUGCCUGGCGCCAUCACCAGCCAGCUGGACAAGGCUUCCAUCAUCCGCCUCACCAUCAGCUACCUGAAGAUGAGGGACUUCGCCAACCAGGGGGACCCACCAUGGAACCUGCGCAUGGAAGGCCCGCCGCCCAACACCUCCGUCAAAGCUAUAGGAGAUCAGCGAAGGAGGACUCCCAGUGCGGUAGCCUCAGAGAUCUUCGAGCCACACCUUGGGAGCCACAUAUUGCAGUCCCUGGAUGGAUUUGUAUUUACACUAAACAAGGAGGGAAGGUUUUUGUACAUCUCUGAGACGGUGUCUAUAUACCUGGGGCUUUCACAGGUGGAGCUGACAGGAAGUAGUGUGUUUGACUACGUCCACCCUGGCGAUCAUGUGGAGAUGGCAGAGCAGCUGGGCAUGAAGCUGCCCCCGGGGCGAGGCCUCCUUUCUCAGGGCACCGCCACCGAGGACGGCACCAGCUCUGCCUCCUCCUCCUCACACGCAGAGACCCCUGAGCCAGUCGAGUCGACCAGCCCCACCCUGCUUCCCCCAGACAACAUUUUAGAACGCUCCUUCUUCGUCCGUAUGAAGUCCACACUGACCAAGAGAGGUGUCCACAUCAAGUCUUCAGGCUAUAAGGUGAUCCAUGUUACAGGCAGGCUGAGGAUCCGUAUGGCAAUGACCCACAGUCGGUCGGUACCCAUUCAGAUCAUGGGCAUGGUGGUGGUAGCCCACGCCCUCCCCCCCCCCACCAUCAACGAGGUGCGCAUAGACUGCCAGAUGUUUGUCACCAGGGUCCACAUGGACCUCAACAUUGUCUACUGUGAGAAUAGAAUUAGCGACUACAUGGACCUGACGCCAGUGGACAUCGUAGGGAAGAGGUGCUACCAGUUUAUUCACGCAGAGGAUGUGGAGGGCAUCCGGCACAUCCAUUUAGACUUGAUAAACAAGGGCCAGUGUGUGACCAAGUACUACCGCUGGAUCCAGAAGAACGGAGGGUACAUCUGGAUCCAGUCCAGUGCCACCAUCGCCAUCAAUGCCAAGAAUGGCAAUGAAAAGAACAUAAUCUGGGUCAACUACGUACUCAGUAAUCCAGAGUACAAGGACACACCCAUGGACAUCGCCCAGCUACCCAACCUUCCAGAGAAAGCCUCAGAGUCUUCAGAGACAUCCGACUCUGAGUCCGAGUCCAAGGACAACUCUGACGACAACGAGAACUCCAAGUGGGACAGGAAGGGGAACCAGACUGAGAACACAGAGGACCCGGAAACAGACAGUAAAAAGCAGCAGCAGGGCCAGUCGUCCUCAGAGCAGGAGAUGAGGCGUCAGGAGGAGGGAGACAGCUCCUCCAACCCAGAGAGCCAGGAGAGCGAGGACGAUCUGGAGCCCAGCGACUGUGAGGUGGAGACCAAGGAGGGCAGACUGGGCCGGCUGGAGGACCUGCACAUCAAGGUGGAGCACUACGGAGAUGGAAACGGAGGGGUGGAGCUGCACGACUCGCCUUCCUCCUCUGAAGAAGAGGAAGAUGAUGAUGACGAUGAGGAAGAUGACGACAGCUUUAAAGCCUGUGACAGCGCCACCGACACUCUCGCCACCCCCGCUGCCAGUAAGCAGCAGAAGCGUAAGAAGAGGAGGAAAAAGCAGAAAUGGGACGGUAGUCGUCCUAAACGUAUGUGCCUCUCCUCUGCCACCCCCAGCUCUAACACCUUUGUUGGGGCUGUCCCCCUCCUGCCGACCCCCUCCCCUGCCAGUGCCUCUGUGCUCAAGAUCAAAACGGAAAUGUCCGAGCCCAUCAACUUCGACAAUGACAGCAUCAUCUGGAACUACCCACCCAACAGAGAGAUCUCCAGGAACGAGUCUCCCUACAGCAUGACGAAGCCCGUCCCAGCCCACGAUACCUUCCCCUCCCCACAGCCUGGUAGUCUGCAGGUCUCCAUCCCAGACUCAGUGCUCACCCCCCCAGGAACAGAGGGGGGCAGUGGGGGCGCAGGUACCAGGAAGGGCGUACCCCCCUCCUUCAGCGGUUAUAGCAGCGCCCCCUCCUCGGCCUCCAGCGCCGCCAGCCUGGCCCCUCCCUCUGGCUCUGGGUCCUCCUCCGACCCCCUGUCCCCGCCCCUCUCGGCCUCGCCGCGCGACAACCAGCAAUGUCAGAGCACCCCCACCACGUCCGGCUCCUCCCUGCUGUACACCAGCGACCUGGAGGCCCUGCAGAGGCUGCAGACCGGGAACGUGGCGCUUCCACUGGUCCAACGUGUCACCGGCACCCUCGCCACGACCAGCACUGCUGCCUCACGGGUCUACACCACUGGCACCAUCCGCUACGCCCCCGCCGACGUCACUCUGGCCAUGCAGGCAGGCGCCAACCUGCUGCCCAACAAUGUGGCCCACGCUAUGAACUUUGUGGAUGUCAACGGUAGCCCCAGCUUUGGCAUCGACCCCAAGACACCCAUGGAGAUGCUGUAUCAUCAUGUCCACCGGCUCAACAUGGCUGGCCCUUUUGGAGGUACCAUGUCCGGCGCCAGCCUCACCCAGAUGCCAGCAGCAAAUGUAUUCACCACGGCAGAGGGACUGUUCUCUACUCUUCCAUUCCCUGUCUACAGUAACGGGAUACACACCACACAAACUCUGGAGCGCAAAGAAGAUUAGAGCAAAACACCAAGACCAUAUUACUGUGUUCAACUGUCAGAGACUCUUUGAGGCAUAAGACUGUGUUUCAAGUGGAAAAUAAAUAUAUUCUAGCAUUUUGAAUUUGAGCAAUUGAGCUUGUGUACUAGAAAUGAAUGGCUCCUUGUCUUUCUAUCCUUUUCUCUCUCUCUCUAUUGACUCCCAUUCUAUCAAUCUAUCGUCUUCUUCUUGCUCCUCUUACAGUACUAUCAAUUAGAUUUUCUCUGAUCAAACUCAACUGACUAUUGUUUGUUGUAAAGAAUGAAUGUUUGCCUACAGAGAAUUCAUAUUACCGUUGGUCUCCUACUGAACUCUGGGGUAAACUACUUUUUAUUUGAGUUGAUUAUGUUGCAUCUUUAUGAAGAUGUCUAGUGUAUUUAAAGAGUGAUGGUGGAAGAUAUAUUUCUAUGGAAAGAAACCCUUGGAUGGUUUUGCUUCAUAUCUUGAUGUGAUCAAGGUUGACUAUGACAAAAGGAUGUUACUCUGUUUGACAUUGUCAUAGAAAUAACCUUAAGAAAUACGUUUUAAGGUUAGAUCAUAAUAAGGGUAUAGUAGUUUAUUUUAUAAUUAAUUUUGUUUAUUUUUUAUAGAACAGAUUUAACUUGCAAAUCAAGCAUUAAAAUGCAAUUUUAGCAGGGUAUUUGCCUGUGAAUAGAAUGUUAUAAAUCCCAGGACUUUGGAACAAGUACAGGUCGGUGUGAGAUACAAGUAUUCCCCUGGUUCCAUUUCCUUGGUUAUGUCUCAAAUGGCACCCUGUUCCCUAUUUAUUGCAUUACUUUUGACCAGGGCACAUAGGGCUCUGGUCAAAACUAGUGCACUACUUAGGGAAUAGGAUGCCAUUUGGAAUGCACUCAUCCUCUGCAGAUCCAUGGUGCUACUGUUCCAUCAAGUUACUGCCCUCCUUCAGCGGGCUGAUGUAGGUUCUUCUGUUCCACAGCUCUCUCACAGAGAUGAGUGAUUGAGUGACAGCUGGGGAGAGUCAAACCUCUAAUCAACAUAGUUUUGUGUUCAUUACCACUCCCCUCAGUCAAGUUCAAGGGCUCAAUCAGAUUGGGCCUGAAGGAUAGAAUAUACCUAUAUGGAGCAGAUUGAUUUUGUUUGUAUUCUUUGAAAACUAGAUCACUUUCUAGUCUCAGUGUAACAGAGGCUAAUUUGCAUCAUUAA